AGGAGCUUUGGGAUUAUGACCAAUAACACACGUUUGUUCUCUUGUGCCUAAUUACAAUGUCAGACUGUAUAUACAACAGCCGCUAGGUGGGUGUUACUCAUUCUCUCGCAGUUCACUCAAACAGCACCACCAUGCCUGAACCAGCUAAGACCGCGCCCAAGAAAGGAUCUAAGAAAGCCGUGACCAAGACGGCAGGGAAAGGCGGCAAGAAGCGCAGAAAGACCAGGAAGGAGAGUUACGCCAUCUACGUGUACAAAGUCCUGAAGCAGGUUCACCCUGAUACUGGAAUCUCCUCUAAGGCCAUGGGCAUCAUGAACUCGUUCGUCAACGACAUUUUUGAGCGCAUCGCCGGUGAGUCUUCUCGUCUGGCUCACUACAACAAGCGCUCCACCAUCACCUCUAGGGAGAUCCAGACUGCCGUGCGUCUGUUGCUUCCCGGAGAGUUGGCCAAGCACGCCGUGUCUGAGGGCACAAAGGCCGUCACCAAGUACACCAGCUCCAAGUAAAGUGCCUUACUGCCGUCUUUAUAACACAAAGGCUCUUUUAAGAGCCAUC
Molecule: messenger RNA, 555 nt
Organism: Tachysurus fulvidraco (yellow catfish)
Lineage: Eukaryota; Metazoa; Chordata; Actinopteri; Siluriformes; Bagridae
Product: histone H2B
Exons: 1
Coding region: 132-506 (124 amino acids)
Cellular component (GO): nucleosome
Molecular function (GO): protein heterodimerization activity; structural constituent of chromatin; DNA binding
Source: RefSeq, a predicted model, not a curated record